AUGACCACUCAAGCUUUGCAUCAUGGCACCAGGUGGCCAAGACUCGGGUCCUCGUGUCCUAUUCGGACGAACUGCGACGGUCAAUCUUAUUCCAGGGACCGAGCCAACCCCACACCGCGCAUAUGGAUUGGGAAUGGUGGUGUUUUCCCCGACCUCGCCCCGAAAACCCCGCGAUCUAUCUGA
Messenger RNA from Colletotrichum abscissum, 183 nucleotides. RefSeq lists its product as uncharacterized. The transcript has a single exon. The record is from RefSeq and is a predicted model, not a curated record. Bases 1 to 183 code for a protein of 60 amino acids. Lineage: Eukaryota; Fungi; Ascomycota; Sordariomycetes; Glomerellales; Glomerellaceae.